Molecule: messenger RNA, 1956 nt
Organism: Cornus florida
Lineage: Eukaryota; Viridiplantae; Streptophyta; Magnoliopsida; Cornales; Cornaceae
Product: organic cation/carnitine transporter 4
Exons: 2
Coding region: 240-1844 (534 amino acids)
Biological process (GO): transmembrane transport
Cellular component (GO): membrane
Molecular function (GO): transmembrane transporter activity
Source: RefSeq, a predicted model, not a curated record
CAGUUCCUUUGGCUAUUUUAGUCUGUAAAUCCCCUAUGGGUACCAAAUCAAAGGCCCGAUCAGUAUCCACGUGUCCAAAGAAUCACACCACGGUCAACACCACUAAUUUAAGACAACAAACAAGUAGGAGUAUGUCCCAUAUAAAUUCACCAUCCCACUCUCUUCCACACACGUCUGUGUGUAUAUAUAUAAGCCAAACAAUUACUCCAUGAGAAGAUCACUAUAUCUUCAAAAAUAAUAUGGUGAAAACGUCGUCGUCACCUUUUGGUGAUCCAGACCUCCGGUCACCCCUCAUCCCUCCGGCCAAGAAUCUCGACGGAGAAUCCGAAGCCGAGAAGCUAUGCAUAGAUGACAUGCUCCAAAAAUAUUGCGGCGAGUUUGGGGCAUGGCAAUUGAAGCACUUUGUGUUGACGAGCUUGGCUUGGGCUCUUGAGGCCUUCCACGCCAUGGUCAUGAUCUUCGCGGACCGCGAACCGGGGUGGCGGUGUGUGGGCGGUGGACCGGAGACGGUUUGUUGGUCAUCCGCCGUACAGAGUGUUUGUGGGCUGGAGCCCGGUUCGUGGGAAUGGAUCGGUGGUCCAGGAAGCUCGACAGUAGCUCAGUGGGGAUUGGUCUGUGGUGACAAGUACAAGGUUGGGUUGGUCCAGUCCCUGUUCUUUGGUGGCUGCUUGAUCGGUGCUGGAAUAUUUGGCCACCUCUCAGAUUCCAUCCUGGGAAGGAAAGGAUCUCUAACAGUUGUUUGUAUCUUCAACGCCAUCUUUGGUUGCUUAACAGCACUAUCUCCCAACUUCUUGACCUAUGCACUACUCCGACUCCUCACCGGCCUCAGCACCGGUGGCGUUGGCCUCUGUGCUUUCGUCCUUGCCACCGAACCCGUAGGCCCAACAAAGCGUGGUGCUGCAGGAAUGUCCACAUUCUACUUCUUCUCAACCGGGAUAGCCCUCCUCUCCGGCAUAGCCUACGUUUGCCAAUCAUGGCGCUCUCUCUACAUCGCUUCCUCCAUCCCCUCCAUCCUCUUCCUCGUCCUCAUCCUCCCUUUCAUCUCUGAAUCCCCGCGAUGGUACCUCAUUCGCGGGAAGAGCAAUCAGGCCUUGGAAAUCAUGCACAGCAUCGCCAAAACCAAUGGAAAACACCUCCCCCAAGGUGUCGUCCUUGCGCUAGACGAGGAAGCAAACGAUACCCCAAUUGAUACUAAGCAAAAAAAUAAGGUAGAAGAAGCCAUAACAGGAUCGGUGAUUGAUGUGAUACGGUCUCCACUCACUCGUGUUCGAUUGUUUCUAGCAGUGGCCAUUAACUUCUUGUGCUCAGUUGUGUACUAUGGACUUAGUUUAAACGUGGUCAACCUCAAAACAAAUCUGUACCUCAAUGUGCUCCUUAAUGCUGUAGCGGAAAUGCCUGCCUUCACAUUGACCGCGGUGUUGUUGGAUAAGUUUGGUAGGAAGCCAUUAGCAAUUGGGACACUGUGGUUCAGUGGGCUGUUCUGUGUUAUAGGGAGCUUGGUGGGAAAUUAUGGAGUGUGGAAGAUAGUGAGGAUGGUUUGUGGGAUUUUGGGGAUAUUUGGGAUGGCCGGGACUUAUAAUUUGCUGUUUAUAUACACAACGGAGCUGUUUCCGACUGUAGUUAGAAAUGCAGCGCUUGGAUGUGCAACCCAGGCUGUGCAGAUGGGGGCGAUUUUGGCACCAUUUGUGGUGGUGUUGGGUGGUGGAUUGCCGUUUGCGGUGUUUGGGGUAUGUGGGGUUGCGGGAGGAUUGCUUGCGUUUUACCUGCCGGAGACUUUGAACCGGCCGUUGUAUGAUACCAUGGCUGGAAUGGAGGGCGGGGAAAAUGCUUUUGGGACUGCUUAAGUUGUUUUUAAGCUCCAAGUUAUAACUUAAUUUGGCUCUCAACUUUGUCACUUGAAGAAUACAUAUUGUAAGCUUAAUUUAAUUCCAUGAUCGGUCAAUGUUUAUUUUCGUA